Parasteatoda tepidariorum (common house spider) is the source of this 7443-nucleotide messenger RNA. The record is from RefSeq and is a predicted model, not a curated record. NCBI's taxonomy places the organism in Eukaryota, Metazoa, Arthropoda, Arachnida, Araneae, Theridiidae.
AGGUACCAAUCUAAGUAAAGAAUUUCUUCUAUUUUAACUCCAUUCUGUUCCUGCUAAUCACAUGAUGUCAACAAAUAAAUGAAUCAUUUUCACGUUUUCUGAUCAACUAUAGAAGGUGUGUUUGAUAAAAUUAGGAGUUUUAAAUAAAAGCCAUAAAUAAAAUGUAUAGAAGCUUCAUACGGUAAUAAUAUUAUCAUCAGAUCACCUGUGUUAUCAUCAGAUCUCUAAAUUAACCUCAAAAAAUGAUGAUGCCAGGGGGUACAGGAGAAGAUACUCUCACUACGACGGGUGGCCAAGUUGAUAAUAUUGUGUUUGCUUUGAUUGAUGCAGCUCUUGAUCGUAAUGACAAUGUGACCCAAGCUAUUCAAACUUCCUUGUGUAGCAUUGGAAAACAUCAACCUAACUUAGUUCUCACUAGUUGCCAUUCCUACCUUGGCCGUCAUCCUAAGCUUGCACUAGUGCACAAAAUCUUAAUUUUAGGUGUGAUAGAAAAAAUAUGUAGUGAAGCUUUGAAUUCUGUGAAAACUAAUGUAGCCGUUAAUCUCAUUAAGUUGGCUGUUGAGGAGAUGACAAGUACCAAGGAAAUCGUACCCGAGUGGCAGAAUUGUUCCAGUGGAAUCCUUGUUUCUUUGGGGAGAAAUUUUAUGAAUGAAGUGAUGGAGCAGCUGCUUAUGAAAUUCACACCUGGUGUCUUGCCUCACUUUUUUGUACUUCAAACUAUGGCCAAUCUUGCCUCUGCCAAUGUUUUUGGAAUGGUUCCUUUUCUGAAAUCCGUUCUUGGGACAAUGUUACCUUUACUUGGAAUGGUAAAGCAAGAAAAUAUAAAGUGGAUAUUCGCAUUUGCUUUGUCCAGAUUUUGUGAAGCAAUUCUGGAAUACAUUACAAAUGCUGAGAAAUCUCCUGACCCUACAGUCACAAGGGACGCUUUCACCAAUGAAAUAAACAGUGCCUAUGAUGUCCUUUUCAACAAUUGGCUCCCAUCAAGAGAAGCUAAAGUGCGUUCUGAAGUUGUAGUUGCUCUUGGUCAGAUGAGCCAUUUGCUUCCAUCUGAAAAGCUUGAAGAACAGCUUCCAAAAUUAAUACCUGCAAUUUUGGCAAUUUACAAACGCCAUCAGGAAUAUCAGCAUACAACUCAGGGAUUAUGUAUGAUUUUAGAAGCUUCAGUUGCAAAUCAUAGUUUAAUUUUGGAGUCCCAACUUGAUAGCAUUCUCAAUGCUCUUUUUCCCCAAAUAUGUUCCUUACCUGAUUAUUCCCAACCAUCUGGAGUAAGAAACCACAAUGAAGUUUUACGAUGGUUUGCAGUUUUAGCAUCUUUAUAUUCCAAUCGUCUGGUUGCGUUCUUGCUUCAAAGGUUGGAAAGUGGAAACGAAGCUUAUAAAAUUGGAGCCCUUACAGUUUUCAAGCAUUUGAUCAACUCAUCGGAAACUCAUAUCUCUGGAAAGAUUCCAUUUAUUAUAUCAGGCAUCAAGCCAGUGUUAGAUUCUUCAAAUAAGGUGAAGAAAAUGAUUGCUCAGGUUAUAGUGACUUUAGCUCAUCAUGAUCAUUUAAAGAAAGAAGGUGGUAUUGAUAUGGUUUGGUUUAUUAUUCAUCAGUGUGCCCUCCCAGAUGAUCCACCUGGUAGAAGGCCUGGUGAUCCUAGUUAUGUGAGUAAUGAAGCUCUGAGGGGAAUGUGUGAAAACGUCAUGCAUUUGUUGACUACAACAGUAGAGAAUAUGGAAAAUAUUCUCUGGCCCACAAUAUUAGAUUGUUUAAUACAAGAAAAUCUGACAUCUGCCGUGAGUCCAAUUUGUAAAAGUCUUACUGCUUUAGCUUCAAAGAAAAGAGAAGAAUUGGGAACUGAUUUCACUAUAAACUUUAACACUCUGAGUGGUAUAACAUCUUCUCAGAUUCUUCUGGCUAGACUUCUUGUUUUGAUUGGAUACCCAUCUGAAGAUCGAGAAAGAGGAAUGCAGAUACUCAAGUUCAUGAAAGUAGUAGUUCCUGCAAUUAAUAAAAAAUUAAUGCCUUUGUGGGACUCAAAAAUUCCUCUUCUGAUUCAGUUAUUAGAAGCAUCUGAUGCUCUUGAGUGGGAUCAGAAAGUGUGGGAAGAUCAAGUUAUAGAUUUUGCCAUUCAAACUCUUGAUGAAGUGGGUAAGGAAGAAUGGAUAUUAACAUUUGGAAAGGCACUCUUAUCUCAGUUUCAUCUAUAUGAAGGCAAUUCUGAUGAUAAGUACAUGCUGUUGAAAAUUCUUGGAUUAGUUUUGAAAAAAGUGAGCAGCAAGAACUUUAUAAAUGAUUCCCUGGACAUCAUUUUUCAGAAUAUAAAUCACUCCAUUCCCAUAGAACAGAAAGGUUGUGCUAUGUGUGUCGGCUAUUGCGGAUCCACACAUUUGGAUGCUGUUCUUGUGAAACUUGAAAAAGUCGCUAAAGAUGACAAGAAAAAUGCUGGAUUUUUAGGUUUUAUCAAGGAAUUUACCGGUGAUACAGAUCAUGAUAAGCUAAAGGCAACUAUUAUACUUUGCUACGGUUAUGUAACUACAAAUGGUCCCAUUCCAAUACUGCUUACCAGAAUAGAAACACCGAUUCUAAGAAGUGUGGCUAGUUUCUACCAAUCCUCUAAAGAUCAUUUGGUGAAGCAAAGCAUGUUAGAAACAAUCAAGUUGAUUGCUGAUGCAAUUCAUCCCGAUCAUCUUCAAGAAUCUUUUGAAUUUCGAUCAAGAUCUGAACUUCUGAAUCUUGUAAAGGCAAUACUUAAGUCGGAAGCUACUCUCUCUCUGACUAGUAAUAUUCGUUCCUUAGCUUUGAAAGCAUCUGCCAGUCUUGUUGCUUUAGAUCCGACUCUGAGUGAAGAAGAGAAGCGUAGUAUCAUUCAAGUGGCGGUGACCACCGUUUAUUCCCUGCCCCGAGAUUAUCUUCUUGAGAAACCGAAAGAAGAAGGACUUGACCCCACUCUAGAUUUUGAUCUGCUGCUCAUAUCCACUGUGGAUGCACUCAACUUUUUUCUUCAAAAACUGUUACUAAAAGAAAGGAGCUACACAAACUUAGUUUCUAUCAUACAAAAUCUUCACCCUUGGAUGAUGUCAAAAAAUGCUGUGGAAAGAGAACGCUGCCUGCACUCAACUUUGCACCUUCUCAGAUGUUAUGCAGAAGCAAGCAGUGGCGACGCUUACACCCCAUUCAAUACCCUUGGAAAUAUUCUCGGAAUGUUGGUGCCAAGGUGUACAGACCCACAAAUCACAGUUCGACAUUUAGCGUUCGACUCGAUUGAUGUUGCAGUUGCUUUGGCCAUGAAACUUUCUAUAUCAACAGUUUCGUUCAAUGAGUCACCAGAAACUACAUUAAAUUUUUUAAAAUCUCAAAUAAUAAGUGAUGAUCCAUCAUCGAUGUUUAUCGUAACUAAAAGUUUAGGAAAGUUUGUUGCUGAGAAACUUCCACUGGACCAGCUCUAUCCAUUCUUAAGAUCUCUUGUGGAUGGCCUUUGCGAUCCCCAUUCACAGAGUUCAUCCGGCGCUUCCGUUGUUCUCAACACUGUCAUAAAGAGCAAGAGCAGGGAAAUCAAAAUAGAGGUGCCAAAUUUCAUUGAUGCUGUCAGAAACAAAUUAUGCUAUAUCCAUUGUCCUCACACUAGAAAAGGGGCUCUGAGAAUCUUCCAGAAUUUAGCUACUCAUCACUUGCCCGCAAUUCUUGUAUCUCUACUCAAUUCACCUGUUCCCUUAGAUGUAAAUACUGUAGAUAUUUGGCAGACUCUUUGUGCAGAAAAAAUUAUCUCUAAUCAUGUAAUUGAAUAUUUUUUGGAUAUAUUUUCGGAUAAUGUUGUGUCGUCCCCGCCAGAUCCACAUGGCAGAAGUAUUGCUAACGUAGCAAACCACAAACCAUUAUCUGCCGUCUGUGCCUUCCGUGAGAUCUUUAAAGUACCUGAAAUGGAGAAUUGUGGCAAAGAACAUUUUGAUAAAAUAUUUGCUUCUCUUGUUCUUGUUGCUGGAGCUUAUUUAGGAGCAGUCUUCCCCACCUACACAGUUGAGAAACAGAAAAAGAAUGACACAAAAAUGUCUUCUUCCUCUUCUCCAAUCAGAAUCGCCAUUGAGACGUUGAAAUUCUUCCUGUUGUGUGUGAAGCAGGAGAUGAUUGUGGCUUCCCUCACAGAUGGUGGUUAUUGGGGAAUGAUGGAAGAAGAAGACAAAUUUCCUGAAGCUGUUGCUGCACUCGGCAGAUCCAUUUGCCUUAAUCUUCCUGAGCAAGUUCCAAAACUCGUAACUUUCUUGAACCCCCUGCUGAACAGCUCAGUCGACAUACACCGCAUAGUUGCUGUUGCUUUCUUUGUGGAAUUCUUGUCCCAGUGUUACAAGGGAUGCAAGAACUUAACUGAACCCCUCAUGAACAGCCUCCUAGGAAGGCUGGUGGAUUCCUCUUCCGUCGUACGCCGGCUGUGCAUCUCUGGUCUUGGAAAUAUUUCAAUGCUUGAUAAGGAACAGAUAGAGAGAUACUCGACCACCAUCUUGUCAGCCAUGAUGACAGGAAUGGAUGAAAGGGAGGAUCCAGGAUGUCGCAUCACACUCGAGGCAAUGAGUGGCCUGUCAGCCAUCCUCGCACAAGUGGCCGAGGAAGAUGUCAGAAACAUACUCAUCAAUAUCGCACUAAGGAUUAAACCUAUGUUCGACAAGCUGCCCAUUAGAUGGAAUGUUUCUUUCUCUAGCUGCCAAUUCGAUGGAAUGUUUCUUUCUCCAGGCAAACUCUUAAAAGUUGUUCACUUACAUAUUAAUCACAGGGCUUUAUUUUUGCAGUCUUGCAAGUAUGGUUUGAGGUUGAUGGGACCUAUUUUAGAAUGUGAAGAAUUGAAUUCUAUGUUCCAAAAGUAUUUACUUGAAGAUUCUCACCUGAAUUAUGGAGAAUUUGUUAAUGGAUUUACAAAAACAGUGAUAGCUAGAUUUCCUGACAAAAUAGGAUUUUAUACUACAACUUGUAUGUCGUACUUAAAAAGUCAAUUCCCACUCAUCCAGUGCAACGCAGCAACGUUUUUAGGUUAUAUUCUUGGGAACCUUCCGCCUGAAAAGCAUAACUUGAUUCCAAAAGAAAGGGUCUGUUCUGCUCUUCUAGUACUGUUGAAAGAUCAAUCCCCAGAUGUGAGAAUCAGAGUGGCUGAAGCAUUGAGCUUAUUACACCAUUAUUGAGUUUAGACGACUUCCUUUGUUUGUUCUGCCUACAAGAACUGAAGAAAAAAUGUGCUUGCAACCUUUUUUUUUAAAAAAGAAAACACAACAACACACACAUAUAUAUAUAUAUACAUAUUUAUGUACAGUUUUCAAUGUGUUGUGAGAUUAUUGUUAGAACAUGGAAUGCCAAUAGAUAUUGGAUUUUCCACAAUGAUCACAAAUUCCAAUUUUUUGACUCUUGUAAAAAAUUUAAAUUACAGAAUUUUUAUUGUGUGAUUUUUUAAUUUAAUUGCCAUUAUUAAAUGUUAAGUUUAUUAUUGUUGAUUUUAUUAUUCCGUUACAAGUUUUAUGUUUCCACUAUGGGCUCUCUGCACUUCCCUGCGAUUGCUAUGCGAUCAUUUUUUUCCUUCCAAAAGAUAAACAGAUUGCUACAUCACAAAUUAAAAACUAUCCUGAAAGAUAUGAAUAUAUUAUAUUUGACACAGAUUUCGUUGCCUAUUCUGUUGGGACAAAAUUGAAACCUGAUCAUUUUGUCUGGUUAUCAUUGGAACUUCAUUUACAACUUUGUUUUUAUAAUUCCUAAUACAGUUGGGAUGAAAUUGAAAUCUGAUAAUUUUCUUUGGUCACUGUUGAAACUUCAUCGACAACCUUUUUUUAAAAAAAAAUUCCUGUUUCAUGAUUAGUUAUUAUAAAAACUUUUUAAAUUUUUAUGAUCUGUGUAUUACCCAAAAUAUUUAACCACUAAGUGAAAAGUUAAUUUUUAAUGUUUUACAAUUUUGUAUUAAUUAUUUUCAUUGCAUUUUUUGACUGGUAUGGUUUAAUGUAAAACAUAUUAUGAAGGUUAAUGUAACUUAUUUGUUACUUUAUAAAUGUAAACGUAGUUACAUAACGUUUUAAAUAUGUUUAUUUUUAAAUGUUUUACACAUCUAAUUUUGCAUAAUAAUCAAAAUCUACGUAAUAAUAGCAGAGAAGAGAUAUAAAGUAUAAUAAAUAAAUAUAGCUUUAAAAGGUUAUAGGUUGUAAAUAUAAUUAGAUAAAAAUACAGAAGAAAUAUUUUACAGGUACAAAAUGCCUUCAAAACUUUAAUAUUUUGCCAAAGCAACUAAGAAAAUCAAAAUCAUUGUUAGGUAAGAAUCAUGUUACAAUCAAUAGAACAGCAAGCAUAAGUUUAAUCAUCAAGUUUCUAUGGUAUUUCAUUCAAUUUGGUUGAUUAAAUGGAACACUGAUAUUUCAAUUAUACAUAUAUAUUAGUUUAUUAGACAACUGUGUUUCCUUUUCUCUAUGAAUAAUAAUUAUACAUAUAUUGAAAUACUUUUGAUUUUUUUUCUUCAUGAAACUGGGGUGCUUUAUGCUUACCAUAGAGUACCUUAUACCCAAGCUUUCCUGAGAUAAUGGGGUGGCUACCAAAAUACCUAAAGGGACCAUUGUGACCCCUCCUGUCAUUCUAGGUAUAAAGUUUUAUGUAUACAUACAUUUCUAUUAAGCUAACUCAUGAAUGAUUAAAUGAGCUCUUAAAUUGGAUCAAAUUAUAAAAAGUCAGAAGUACUCCACCUUUUUAAUAAGUUACUUUUUAAAUAACAGAGCAACAAAAUACCAGAGGGGUAUUUAUUAAGCUUGCGAGUGUAAACAAUGAAAACUGCAGCUAAGAAAUUUUUGAGAAAGCAAGAACUAUUAACUUUUUAUAUAAUUUCUUUUUUUUUCUGAGAGGUUGCAAUGUCAAAAGCUAAGCAAACCAAAAUUGAUUAAAUAUAAAUUUAUUAUUAGUUCUAAUGCUCUAUAAAAUUUCUUUUUUUUUACUACAAAUAAUAAAUGCUACAUAUUUUUGGGAUUUUAAGUGCUUGCUACUAAAAAUUAUUUUAAGACGUUCUAAGAUUAUUUUGCUCUAAACAAAUAUUGGCAUGUCUAAUUGGUAGAUUUAAAAAUAUGUGGAAUGAUGCUAAGUCUCGCUUUUCAAUGGCAGUGUUAGAGAUUUUCUGUAUAAAGAAAUAUUUCCUUAGACUCUCUUUUAGAUGUAAUUCCUUUCCUUUGCCUACUAACUAACCCUCUUGAUUUUUUUUUUGGGGGGGGGGGGUCAUCUUUGUUUCUCGCUAUCACAAAACAAAUUUUCUUCAAAAAAAAAAAUCAUUCCAUUAAAUGUUCUUUAAAUUUCUGUUGUUAUGUUUAAAAAAUAGUGCCAAUCUGUACUUCAAUGCUAAUGUUUGUUUUUCUUGUGAAUAACCAGUUGUGUUUUAUUAGUUUGCUUCUUUUUGUCUAAUUUUCUUGUAAUAUAAUUUUUGAAGAAUUACAAUAAAAACAUAUUAUUUAUCUUACAGUA